UAUACUCUGGCAAUGAACUUCUUCAGUUGUUGAAUUAAAUACUGAUGGUAUUGCAUUAUCAUUCAAACGUAAACGACCAUUUUCCUUAUUAUAAGGUUUAAAAUCACUAGGGAGAAAAUGCUCACUACACAACCUACUAUACUCAGUUGGAAUAAACCCUUUCCUAUUAAUAUUUUUUAACCAAUUUUCAGUACGUUCUUUAUUUUUUAAAGGAAAGCUGAAAAUUUUGGAAAUAAUUAGUUUGUAAGUUUCAUUGAUGUCAGUUUUUUUUAAAUAUACUUACGCAAAAAAAUGAAUGCCACUGUUAGGCACUCUUUUAUUUGAACAGCCCCAAGCACAGCAAUAAUAAACCAUAGUAAUAUGUAUGUACUUAAAAAAUAUUAAUAACAACUGUACUUACUGUAAGUCUUGUACAUGUAUCACAAUUUAUAUUUAUAAAAUAAAAAACAGUAUGCUAAAUAUGUAAUAUUUGCUCGUAUAUAAUUACAAAAUAAUAACAUAAUACAUGUAUUUUAUUAUUAUUAUUAUUAUUAUAGAUUCAUCAAGUUGUUUUUGCGUUUGAGAUGCUAAAUAUUUAUAAAUAGCUCGCGAUUACCAUAUUGUUCUAUGUAAUUACAUGCAAAUACAAUAAAACAUAAUAUUUAAAUUUAAAUUAUUUUUAUAAAUAAUAAAAGGUUCCGAAUUUUAGCUCUAACCAAAUAGUUCCAGAUAAAUAUAAUUCGGAAAAAAAAUUUUCUUAAGGCUUACGUCUCAACAAAAUUUAAAAUAUUAUACCCCUCCAAAAUAGUAUCUUAUCACUUAUCAUAUCAGUUAAAUUUGUAAACAGUCACCUCUUAGAUAACGAUUGGCGGCCAUUUUGUUGGAGACAUUAUUUUAUACGUAUGUACUAUAGAAGUCGGCUAUCUAGUAUUUUUAUAUAUCUGUGGUCGGAACAGAAUAUCUACACGUUAGUACGUCAUAGUGUCAUACUGCAUUACGCAAAUCGUAAUUCUUAUGUUACAGUCAUAAUGUUUCCGUCUUACCAACGCUAAUGCAUAACUUGGCAUUUGGCAAAUUGUGCGUUCGGAGUUUUGGCCGACGAAGUAUCAACAAUGAAAAAUAAGAUUUCAACUUUUUUAACAGGAUUACCAGACUCGGUAGUCGGAAAACAAAAAAAUAAAAAUAAGAGAAAAGAAAUAAGUUCAGAUCCAAGUGAAGAUAAUUUAUUAUUAAAGAAAAAAAAGUAUGUACCUAAGACCAAACCGAAGAAAACGAUUAAAACUAUUUCGCAAAUUCAAGCAAUAGAUGACAAAACUUUAAAGAAAAUGAUGGACAAAAUACAACAAGCUCCUACCCAUUCAUACUGUAUUGAAGGCAUAGUUCAGGAUUUGAAAGAGGGACCUUCUAACACUGCUGGUACUGUCAUCUCUGAAAUUGACAAUUUUGCUGUAGUACCGCCUUCGUUGCCCAGUUAUCGUACACUAUUUUCAUCACUUAAGAAGUCCAACUUUAAUUCACCACUGCCACAGCCGAUAAAGCAAAGAUCAACUUCAACACAAAUUGCUGGUUCAGAGUGGCAAAAAUUGCAUUUUGAUGUAGAUCCACUUAAGAAGUCCAACUUUAAUUCACCACUGUCACAGCCGAUAAAGCAAAGAUCAACUUCAACACCAAUUGCUGGUUCAGAGUGGCAAAAAUUGCAUUUUGAUAUAGAUCCACUUACGCCAGUGAAAGAAUUUAUUCCAUCAUCACUUCCUAAACAAACCAACAUAGAAUUUGAGGUGAUAUCAGAAGAAGUGCCAUCACUGCCAACCACUUCAGUCGUCAAGAAAAAAUGCAAAUUAAUGUUGACGGCCGAAAAAUUGAAAUUGGGCCCUUUAGACAAAGUACCAAAAUUUUGCCCAUUUUGUGAUUAUGUGUGUGAAAGAUUUCUUUAUAUGCAUAUUGAAACAAACCACAAAGAAAAACUCAAAUUGCCGAUUUCAACCUCUGUUGCCGGAAUUAACGAAAUCAUAUCAAACUUUUCAAAAAACAAAAAGGUGUUGAUGCCACUUAAACAUAUAGUUGAUAUAAUGGGAGACCAUUGGUUUAACCCAGAAAUAAGAAAGAUAGGAUACUUAUUGUGCAAUAUUGGCAAAAUAACAGCAUAUGGUGGGUCAUGGGAGCUAAAUAAUGUGCCCGAAGUCUCCAAUCCAUUUGAGCAGUUUAUUGUAACAUCUAAACUAUAAUCAGAG
Myzus persicae (green peach aphid) is the source of this 2210-nucleotide messenger RNA. RefSeq lists its product as uncharacterized. NCBI's taxonomy places the organism in Eukaryota, Metazoa, Arthropoda, Insecta, Hemiptera, Aphididae. The transcript has 10 exons. The record is from RefSeq and is a predicted model, not a curated record. The coding region runs from base 1092 to 2204 and encodes 370 amino acids.